GUGGAUCUUGCAGUUUACUAGUUAGGUUACAAAAACUGCAGGAAGAAUCCUCAAAAUAACAUGUUCGCAGCAAAUCGAAAAGAUGCACUUGUACUUUGUCAAUACUUUCAGGAUAAGAAGCUUGAUUUUAAAGGGAAGAAGGUGCUUGAACUGGGUUCUGGUACUGGAAUUGUGGGAAUUUUGGCAGCACUUCUGGGUGGACACGUUACCAUUACGGAUGUAACAGAGGUUUUGAAGCAAAUACAGUACAAUGUCAAUGCUAACAUCCCAGACGCCUCCAAACAUCAUCCAAAAGUCUGUGCCCUUCAUUGGGGCACCGAUCAGGAUGACUUCCCUUCCGACUAUGAUUUCAUUCUCGGGUCGGAUAUUGUGUACAGCCCCUCGCUCUUCCCAGGUCUUAUACAGACGCUUGUGCAUUGCAGCAAUGAAAACACUACCAUUUACUUGUCAACUAACAUGCCCGCCAGAAUGGGGACCGAGACUUUCCACAGGGAGCUUGUAACAAGGAAAUUCAACAGUGAGCUCGUGCAUACCAACGGGAUGAUCUGUAUUUACAAAGUGACCAAAAAACACGCGAGAUAAGCAAGAGUUCCUGACGCCGGACCGAAGAGUGACCAUCUAUUUGUUCACUUUGCAUCACUCUUGAGUCGUAGAGUGAGAUUGACAGUAUUCCGAAUGUCGGUGUGAAUAAACUUACUUUAUUUCUUUCCCCCAUCCUUCUUUGGUCCCUGUCUAAUUUGCUGUCUCAAAUAUUGGUGAUUCAUUCAGGUAAAAUAAUAAAUAUCCAGCUCUCUCCCAAAUAAAACCCCACAAAUGAAAACGCUAUUAAAUCACAGCAAAGACAUCCGACCCAAGCUUUUCAGUUAUUCGAUCCCAUUGCACCG
This is a messenger RNA of Chiloscyllium plagiosum (whitespotted bambooshark), 884 nucleotides long. The record is from RefSeq and is a predicted model, not a curated record. Lineage: Eukaryota; Metazoa; Chordata; Chondrichthyes; Orectolobiformes; Hemiscylliidae.